Messenger RNA from Drosophila willistoni, 350 nucleotides. RefSeq names its product mitotic-spindle organizing protein 1. Lineage: Eukaryota; Metazoa; Arthropoda; Insecta; Diptera; Drosophilidae. The record is from RefSeq and is a predicted model, not a curated record. The coding region runs from base 28 to 288 and encodes 86 amino acids. The transcript has a single exon. Gene Ontology annotation, biological process: gamma-tubulin complex localization. Gene Ontology annotation, cellular component: gamma-tubulin ring complex.
UCCUUGCGUUUAGUGUCAUUAUUCUAAAUGUCGGAGAAACAACAGUCAAAAACAACGGAGCAGAAGGAAAAGGGCGUUCGGGCACUUUCGCGUUGGCGUAGUGAUCCAUUGCUCAUGGAAAUUUUAUACGGCAUGUCUACCCUUAUCAAUACACGUUUAUCCAAGGAGGCUCUCAUAUUGUGUAUUGAAUUGCUGGAAGUGGGUGUCAAUGCCAAAGUCUUGGCCCAAGUAGUACUGAAAAUAUUGGAGAUGAAAAAGAGGCGCGAAGAGAACCCUAAAAUGGAAUAAAAAAUAAAGAGUGUUACCCUUACAAUGUUUACUUUAAAGAAUAUAUUUUAGGAAAGCGCAAA